AUGAAUAAGAGUUUAUUUGAUUUGGCUCUACAGUCUCAAAGGCAAGGCAAAUGGACCUAUUCUCUUUGGCUUUAUCAACGCCUUUUGGAACUUUCUCCUGACAAUGCCAGCGUCUAUUCCAAUAUGGGAGCACUUUUUAGCAGCCACCAUCAAUUUGAAACGGCUGUCGCCUUGUUAAAAAAAGCCAUUGAUAUUGACCCGAAACAUCCAGGAGCCCUAUCAAAUUUAGGUAAUGCUUAUCAACGUCAAGGCAUAUUUAAAGAAGCAGAAAAAUAUCUUAAAAAGUCCAUCAAACUCGCCCCAAAUCACUUUUCUGCUCAUCUAAACUUAAGCAUUGCUCUACGACGGCAAGACAAGAUCAAAGAGGCCUUAAAACAGCUAGAAAAAGCGUUAAAACUUUCUCCCGACAAUGCGGAUGCACACUUUAAUAAAGCUGUUUGUCACCUCUCUUUAGGGGAGCUAGAAAAAGCAUGGCCUCAUUACGAAUAUCGCUGGGGAAUGCGAGAAGCACAAGGAGCAAGACGCCAAUUUCCUCAACCCUUAUGGGAUGGCCAAAAACUAGAAGGAAGCACACUAUUUAUUUACUGUGAACAGGGUUUUGGGGAUGCAAUUCAAUUUGCACGCUAUAUUCCUAAAGCGGCUAAACACGUCAAACAAAUUAUUGUAGAAUGCCGCCCAGAAUUAGCCCGUGUCUUCCAAAGAAUAGAAGGUGUGACAAAUGUCGUCAUACGUGGGCAAAAACUCCCAAACUUCGAUAUCCAUAUUCCGCUUUUAAGUUUACCACAUGUAUUUAAAACAACUCUUAAAAGUAUUCCGAAAAAUGUUCCCUACAUUGCAGCACCAGAGCCAAAACAACCCAUUCAACUUUUGGAAAAUCACAAGAAAAAAUGGCGUGUAGGACUUGUCUGGGAAUGUAGCCUCACCAAUAAAAUGGCUAGAAUGCGCGCAAUAGAACUUGACCUCUUUAAACCCUUAAUGGAUAUUCCCAACACACAAUUUUACAGCCUGCAACAUGGCCCAAAUGCCUUAGAUAUUUACAAGCCGUCUUUUGUAGAGAAGAUUAUUGACUUAUCUCCACUUACGACAGAUUUUCUCUCCACCGCAAUUCUCAUCGAAAAUUUGGACCUCGUCAUUUCAAUUGAUACUUCAGUUACACACUUAGCAGGAGCACUUGGCAAAACAACUUGGACACUUCUUCCAAAAGUUGCUGAAUGGCGUUGGAUGACGAAAGGGACAUCAAGUCCCUGGUACCCUUCGAUGAAACUAUUCCGCCAGAAAGAGGAAGGCAAUUGGGAAGAGCUAAUCACACGUGUUCAAAAGGAAUUGAAAAGCUUUGCAAAAACUUCCAAGUCUUAG
This is a messenger RNA of Stylophora pistillata, 1356 nucleotides long. RefSeq names its product protein FlbA-like. The record is from RefSeq and is a predicted model, not a curated record. Lineage: Eukaryota; Metazoa; Cnidaria; Anthozoa; Scleractinia; Pocilloporidae.